Molecule: messenger RNA, 1973 nt
Organism: Nezara viridula (southern green stink bug)
Lineage: Eukaryota; Metazoa; Arthropoda; Insecta; Hemiptera; Pentatomidae
Source: the annotation of a GenBank genome assembly
UUAUCCUUGAGCUCAAUUUUGAGAUAUUCCAAAAUUUCUCUUUGAUCGUUUAUAUUUUCAUAAACUGACUACAGAGAGCGCUGCAGUUCACCAUUAUUUUACAACCUCCUGGUCCGUAGCCACGCGCUUCAGUUCAAUCACCGGCCACCCCUCGUGGUUUCAUGUCCUCGUGGUCAUAGUUGUUUUCGUUUUAGUAUGGUUAGAGCAUAGUAUUUUAUAUUAAGUUUAACUGAUUACUUCAUCAUGCUUGUUCUUUUUGAGACACCUGGCGGAUAUGCCAUUUUUAAGCUGCUGGAUGAGAAAAAGCUUUCUAAGACAGAUGAUCUUUAUAAGGAUUUUGAGACACCAGAAGGAGCCAAUCAAAUUUUGAAAUUAAAGCAUUUCGAAAAGUUUUUUGACACAACAGAAGCAUUAGCCUCUACUACUGCAGCUAUUGAAGGGAAAAUUGGCAAAACUCUUAAAAAGGCCCUAAAAAAAGUAUUCAAAGAAGCUCAAGAACAAAUUCUUAUUGCUGAUGCUAAACUUGGAAAUGCUGUUAAAGAUAAAUUUGAUGUCCCUGUCGUCUCCAGUUCUCCUGUCCAAGAGCUGAUGAGAUGUAUAAGGUCUCAGACUGAAAGCUUACUCUCAGGUCUUCCAAAGAAGGAGUUCACAGCAAUGGCCUUAGGUCUUGCUCACAGCCUGUCUCGUUACAAGCUCAAGUUUUCUCCUGACAAGGUGGAUGUGAUGAUCGUGCAGGCAAUUGGUUUGCUUGAUGACCUUGAUAAGGAGUUAAACAAUUAUAUAAUGAGAUGCAGAGAAUGGUACGGAUGGCAUUUUCCCGAACUUGGCAAGAUUAUAACAGACAAUCUUGCAUUUGUGAAAAUCGUCAAAUUAGUUGGUACUAGAGAAAAUGUUAUUUCUACCGAUCUCUCAGAUAUAUUAACGGAAGAAAUAGAACAACAGGUCAAAGAAGCUGCUGAAAUCUCUAUGGGGACAGAAAUAUCAGAAGAUGAUAUUAUGAACAUACAGGCACUUUGUGAGCAGGUAAUAGAAAUGACACAAUACAGAACUCAGCUGGCUGAGUAUUUGAAAUCUCGAAUGUUUGCCGUUGCACCGAAUUUAUCUGUGUUACUUGGUGAAGUUAUUGGAGCUAGGCUUAUAGCACAUAGUGGUUCACUAGUCAAUUUAGCUAAGCAGCCUGCAUCCACUCUACAGAUUGCUGGAGCAGAAAAAGCAUUAUUUAGAGCGCUGAAAACUCAGAAGAAUACUCCUAAAUAUGGUCUUAUCUAUACUUCUAACAUUGUAGCUGGGGCCAGUAUCAAGAAUAGAGGAAAGAUUUCACGUACAUUGGCGGCAAAAGCUUCAUUAGCCUCUCGUGUAGAUGCUUUAGGAGAUGAUGUUAGUGGGAACACAGAUCUUGGAUUAGAAAUUAGGGCUAAAAUAGAACGACAUCUAAAAUCAUUAGAAGAAGGAAACUUAAGGAGGCUGUCGGGCACUGCCAAGACCAAAGCGAAGUUCGAGAAAUAUCAUGGGAAGAGUGAAAUAAUGGAGUACUCUGCCCAUUCAGAUUCCACUCUAGGUAAAAGGAAAAAAGAAAGUAAGCCAUUGAUAGAAGAUAUAACGCCUGUUGAGAUCAAAGCUGAAAGUGAAGAAAGCCCUCCCAAGAAAAAGAGGAAGGUAAAAGAAGAACCUAUGGAGGAAAGUGAAGUAACACAACAGGUAGACGAUACACCAUCCAGCAGUUCCAAAAAGAAAAAGAAGAAAAUUAAAGAAGAACUCGUUGCAGAAACUGAAGAGGUAGAAAUGGCGGAAGAUGUUGAGGUCAGCAGUUCUAAAAAGAAAAAAAAGAAGAAAGUCAAAGAAGAACCAGUUGAAGAUGAAGCAUAAUUGUAAAUAAAAAUAUUAUAUGUAUAGUUAUAAAUAUAUUUUCUGUUUUAUAAAUUUUGUUUGUUUGAUUUUUUUUAAUUAAAGAAAUAAAUACUCUUUAGAUGUAA